GAGAGAGAGAGAGCGCUUCACCUGCUGUCUGUCUGUCACUGUGCCUCCGCUCAGGGACGAGAGGAGCAGUUCGUUUGGCACAUGACGGAGAGCAACGGGAACCUCGGUUGUUUUUCCAGGCUUAAGCACUAUUAUCUACCUCUGUAGCGUCGCGUAAGAGCCGCUCGUUAUUUAUGUGUAUUUAUAUUUAUUUACAACGCGCGCGUUUAGUAUCUGCAUUGCACUGAAUUUGGCGCCCCGAUGCUUUUACAUCAGUUCGUGAAUGGGACGCUGGAGACCAUGUAUCCCAGUGUUCAGAAAGACACGACUCUCACCAAGAUCUUCGUCGGCGGUCUGCCGUAUCACACCACGGACGCGUCGCUGCGGAAAUACUUCGAGACUUUCGGCGACAUCGAUGAAGCCGUGGUGAUCACGGACCGGCAGACGGGCAAGUCCAGAGGAUACGGCUUUGUCACUAUGAUAGAUAAAAGUGCAGCUGAGAGAGCUUGUAAAGAUGCCAACCCUAUUAUUGAUGGACGGAAAGCUAAUGUCAACCUGGCGUACCUCGGGGCCAAACCACGCAGCCCACUGACAGGAUACUCGACUGGACUACAGCAGGUUCAUCCAGCCCUGAUCCAGAGGCAGUAUGGACUCAGCCAGCCGUAUGUUUACCCUCAGGCCUUCCUGCAGCCCAGUGUGGUUCUGCCCGCACAGGUCACCUCCAGCGCCUCGAACCCUUAUCUUGACUUCAGCACUGCCUACACUCAGUACGCCUCCUCGGCCUUCGAGCAGUAUCCCUACGCCCCCUUGCCAGGCUUCCUGAGCUACAUGUACCCUCCGGGCACCCCCGGGCCCUCUGCCACAAACAGCCCGGUCCCCACCGCCCUCCCCUCCAUCGGAGGAGCCCCCAGCUCAGCCUUCAUCCAGAUCCCUCCUCAUCAGCUCCACGCCGACCGCCUGUAGACCAGGCCACAGGGACCCAGCGAGUAAGCGGAAAUUGCACUAGAACAUCAUCAUUUUGGGACAGGGAACUGUGACAUCAUCAUCCUGAGACUGGGGUCGAAUACAAAGGGCUUAACAUUUUUCAGCUUUUCAUCAUCCCUAAGUUUAUUGACUUUAAUCUGACUGGUUACUCUUUAUGAUUAAUAAUUAUAUUAUAGUCAUUAUUGGUAGAAGAUUGUUAAAUAACCAAUAUUAGAUGAAUAAAUGAUGGACUGCAGGGUUGUAAAGUUCCUGAUCCCAGACGUUUGAACGGUAUCGUGUACAUAUACCGCUAAGAUUGACAGGUGUUUAAGAUUGGAUGGUCUCUAUCUCUGCAGUUAUAUCUGUGAAGCAUAAAGCCUUCGAGACUUCUCCAAUUUUUCUUUUAUAUAGCUGUUCUCAUGACACAAAUGUGCUUCCCUCUAUCUGAGCGAAAAUUUGAUUUUUUUUUUUUAACCAAAUGUUUUCCAAAAAUAGAUGACUUUUCUAGAAAUGUAGCAUUGCAACGGAUUUGUAUUUCUGCUUAUCACUGUGUAUCACCUCUGUCAAAUGUCUCUUCCGUUCCUGUAGUUUCUCUUUCCUCAAGUUUGCUCCAGUAGCUCCACAUAACGACGUUAAUCUAGCGUUCAGUAAUAUAGGGAUUCAAGAUGCCUGUGAAUAAUCACGAGGAAACAGACACUGAAACAUUGAGUAUUAAUCAUAUUCUAACUCUGGCUCAUCUGUGAUGCCUUUUAGACUGGGUUUUGGUCUGCUGAAAGGACAAAAGAAAAGAGUAUUGUGACAGAUGUCAGUGGUUGCUUUUGGUAUCACUCCACAAAUGACACUACAGGACAAAAUGCCAGCGGGAAAACUUGAGAAAAGUCUUGACUGAUGGGACGUUGACAUAUUGCCUGGACAAUCUGCUUGUUUUCACAAAAACAGUGUUGUCAUUAAUCAGACACUCAACUCAAAAUAUGAAAACACCUUACAGUGAAAGCCAUAAGACCAGAACAUGCAAAACGUGUAAUAAAGUCGAUUUGCAGAAACCGA
Messenger RNA from Carassius carassius (crucian carp), 1989 nucleotides. Its product is annotated as RNA-binding protein 38-like. Gene Ontology annotation, molecular function: RNA binding. Gene Ontology annotation, cellular component: cytosol. The transcript is spliced from 4 exons. Bases 241 to 942 code for a protein of 233 amino acids. The record is from RefSeq and is a predicted model, not a curated record. Lineage: Eukaryota; Metazoa; Chordata; Actinopteri; Cypriniformes; Cyprinidae.